CAGCAGCAGCUCGAGGAGGAGGCUCCGCGCCGCCCGCCCGCUCACCAGCCCCCCCCCCGCCCCUCUUUCUGGCCCGGCCAUGGCUUCCCUGCUCUGCUGCGGGCCCAAGCUGGCCGCCUGCGGCAUCGUGCUCAGCGCCUGGGGCGUCAUCAUGCUGAUUCUCCUGGGGAUUUUCUUCAACGUGCACUCGGCUAUUCUCAUCGAAGACGUUCCCUUCACGGAGGAAGAUUUCAAGGACGGCCCGGACAGGAUCUACCGUCUCUACGAGCAAGUCAGCUACAACUGCUUCAUCGCGGCCGGGCUGUACGUGCUGCUCGGGGGCUUCUCCUUCUGCCAGGUCCGGCUGAACAAGCGGAAGGAGUACAUGGUGCGCUAGGACCUCGCCGGGGACAGCCGCCCCCUCCCCAGACCCGCCGGGCCCCUCGGCUCAUUCCAGCUCCUCCCCGGUGCCCCCUUUGCUCGGGACUCGCCCUGCCGGUGGGGGCACCCUCCCAGGACACUGCUGACCCCAGCCUGAAGGGAUUGUAAAGGUGGGGGGGGGUCUCCAGUUGUGGGGGGAGGGGGGUUGGGAGGUGUCAGUCUCCCUAUGGUGCUGUUGGGGCACAAGUGGGUCGUUGUCUGUGGGGCUGGCUCCCCCCCUCCUUGUGUGUGGCAGGAUCUGGGCUGGGGGGGGGUGGUGUCAUGUUCUGUGCUCCCCAGCAUGGGGUCCUCCCGCCGUCUCACUUUCCAAACCCACUCCGUUCCCUUCCCGGCAGUGAGGGGGUGGGGGUGGGGUGUGAGAUGCUGAACUGGGUCUGAUGGGGCGGGGGGGGGCUCCCCUGCCCUUCCCUUCCUUGCCGAGACCCCCCCCCACCCCAUUCCAGGUCUCGAUCUGUCUCCGUUUGUGUUGACUCUGGAAUUGGUUCCUGUGAAAUAAAACACGUUAGAUCCUC
This is a messenger RNA of Mauremys mutica (yellowpond turtle), 932 nucleotides long. Its product is annotated as ribonuclease kappa. The coding region runs from base 80 to 376 and encodes 98 amino acids. Gene Ontology annotation, molecular function: RNA endonuclease activity. NCBI's taxonomy places the organism in Eukaryota, Metazoa, Chordata, Testudines, Geoemydidae. The record is from RefSeq and is a predicted model, not a curated record. The transcript has 3 exons.